GGCUGGCGGGCUCUCUGACAGUCACCAAACUAUUUCGCCCCUUGCUACCAUUGGAUUUCUGCUCGCUCUCCUCUUCAGCAAAUAGAAACCAUCUCAGGAUAGGCUCCAACCUGACUUUUUCCCCACCUCUCCUCCUCCUCCUCCUCCUCCUCUUCCUUCUCCUCCUCCCCUCCCCCGCUCCUCUCGCCUCCUGGUAUCGGAUCUCUGAUUCUACCGCAGCCUGAAUCUUGCAAACAGCUCGGCUCUCUGUGUGGGGGCUGCCGUCUGCUUAGCAGCGGGGAGAACUGGAAGCCCGGGGUCGUGCCCUGGGCAAAGGGAAGAAGAGAAACUUGCGGCACCAGCGGUCAGAGCCCACUGCCAUCCCGUCCCCCGAGACCUCGGACACCCAGUGGGGGCUGCCUCUUCCCAGAGGGGGCGAUAACAAGGUCGGGGAGGGAAAAGUUCCUCCUACUGUUGUUGGCUCCGGUUUGGAGGAGGCGCAGUGGCUUUGCUCCCUCGGAAGUGGGAAUUGUUUUGAAUCCAGCUAGUGGAGGAGCCCGGCGCGCAGGGCUCACCGUCUGCAAGCCUCGGAGGGGACUCUACCUAACAGCUAGGAGGAGGACCCCCUGAGCCCAUCGCGAUUUGACCAGGAGCCCAAGACUUUGCAGCGCGCUUUGCAGCCCGGGCUGCAACUGAUUUGAUUCUUUCCAGUUUUGCCUCGGUUUUGGACUGAAAUCUGCUUGGCCCGGCAGCCUGAGAAGAGCUCCGGAGCGAUACUGGGAGCAUUGCGCUGCCCCCUCCCCAUCUCCUCCCCUUUCUCCUCCUCCCCCCAUCUUCCUCAUUUCUCCCCGGUACAUGAAAUCAGAUCCAAAUAAAAAGGCGACUUCAUCCCGCUGUGAUUGUGGUCUGCAGCACUCCUCUCCUUGCCCCCUUUUUCCCACCCCUCCUCCCUCAUUCAGUCCUGCAGCCCAAAAGAAGAAGCUCUGGAAGAAUAAAUUCGGGGGGAGGGCGAAGGGGGAGGUGUCCGCGUUAUGGCUAGGUUAAGGAAAGCCGAGCUGGCCGCAGCUGGAGUUGUUUUACUUUGCCACUUUUUAAUGGACCGGUUUCGGUAUGCGGAAGGGGAGACCGUAAAUCAAACCAAUGAUGUGCUUUAUGAAGUUGUCCAUGGCUUUUCUCAUGGAGAAGAGGAGGCAGACAUAGACUCACAUGUAUACAGCCACAGGUGGAAAAGAAACUCAGAGCCUCUCAAGUCAAUUGACACCAACCGAGCGAGUAUGGGUCAAGAUUCAUCGGAACCGAGAGGCUUUGCAGAUCUGCUCCUCGAUGAUGGACAUGACAACAACACACAGAUUGAGGAGGAUACAGAUCAUAAUUACUAUAUUUCCAGGAUAUAUGGGCCAUUUGACUCUGCCAGCCGGGAUUUGUGGGUGAACAUGGACCAAAAGGAAAAAGAUAAAGUGAAGAUUCAUGGGAUUUUGUCCAAUACCCAUCGGCAAGCUGCAAGGGUGAAUCUGUCCUUCGAUUUUCCAUUUUAUGGCCAUUUUCUACGUGAAAUCACUGUGGCAACUGGGGGUUUCAUAUAUACAGGAGAAAUUGUACACCGAAUGCUAACAGCCACACAGUACAUAGCCCCUUUAAUGGCAAAUUUUGACCCUAGUGUGUCCAGAAAUUCAACCAUCAGAUAUUUUGAUAAUGGUACAGCACUUGUCGUCCAGUGGGACCAUGUACAUCUCCAGGAUAAUUACAACCUAGGCAGUUUCACUUUCCAAGCUACCCUCCUCAAUGAUGGGCGGAUCAUUUUUGGAUACAAAGAAAUUCCUGUGUUGGUGACCCAGAUAAGUACAACCAACCAUCCGGUGAAAGUGGGAUUGUCUGAUGCAUUUGUAGUUGUCCACAGGAUCCAACAGAUUCCCAAUAUUCGAAGGAGAACAAUUUAUGAAUACCACCGGGUAGAACUCCAGAUGGGGAAGAUUACUAAUGUUUCAGCUGUGGAGAUGACCCCACUACCUACUUGUCUUCAGUUUAAUAGCUGUGGACCUUGUGUCUCUUCUCAGAUUGGGUUCAACUGCAGCUGGUGUAGCAAACUCCAAAGAUGCUCCAGUGGAUUUGAUAGACACCGGCAAGACUGGGUAGACAGUGGUUGCCCUGAAGAGUCCAAAGAGAAGAUGUGUGACAACACAGAGCCAGGUGAAACAUCUUCCCAGACAACCACAACCCAGCAAUCAACAACUACGCAAUUCAGGGUUUUAACUACCACCAGAAGAAUAACUUCACCACAACUACCAACCAGCCUCCCCACAGAAGAUGAUACCAAGAUAGCUCUACAUUUAAGAGAUAAUGGAGCCUCUACUGAUGACAGUGCUGCAGAGAAAAAAGAUGGAGCUCUCCAUGCUGGUCUGAUCGUUGGAAUCCUCAUCCUUGUCCUCAUCAUAGCAACAGCCAUCCUUGUGACAGUCUACAUGUACAACCAUCCAACAUCAGCAGCCAGCAUAUUCUUCAUUGAGCGGCGUCCCAGCAGAUGGCCAGCAAUGAAGUUUCGACGAGGCUCUGGACACCCUGCAUAUGCUGAAGUUGAACCUGUUGGAGAAAAAGAAGGUUUUAUUGUAUCAGAGCAGUGUUAAAAUUUCUAGGACAGAACACCAGUACUGGCUUACAGGUGUAAGACUUUAACUUUGCCUAUAUCUUUAAAAAAAAAAAAAUUAAAAACAAAGAAAAAAAUAAAGGCGCCCUAAGCUGCUGUAGCCUGAACAGUGGACGAUUUCCGGAUCAGCCUUGCCCGAGAAAGCUGGGGAAGGGAAUUUGCAAAAAACACCAUAUUAUGCUGUGCAGUAGUUUUCUUUAAUGAAAUGACAUACAGUUCACUUAGGACAUCCCCAGUGGACUGGUCAGAAUUCUGACAUGACUGUCUUGCUGUUGGCUUAGGUGUUGGGUUGCAUAAGAAUCAAGGGAAGAAAUAAAGCUUUAGUUCACAAGGGUUCUAUCCCCUUUGGUUUAUAUGUUUUCUGGGGUCUCAAAAGUAAUAGGUUUCGCAAAUGGACAAUGUUCUUAAAGGAGAAGACAAUAAUUAGUAUUUUAAGAUAGUAGAACAAAACCAAUUCAUGCAGGCAAAAGAGUGAUAACAUGUAAAUCAAGCAACUUCCAAUCUUCCAAAUUGAGAAGUGGCAGUAGAAUUUUGGUUUUCACCAUCCAUACUCACCUGUUCAAACAAGUUCAUUACUCUAAAGUGUGGACCAUUUUUUUCAAGAGGAAAAUAAAAUUGUGCCUCCCACUUUUUCGGAGAUACAAAUCCUCUCUAUCUACAGGUUAUAAAGACAUCACAAGUUUUAGGUGAACCUUUGGCAAAAAAGCUCCCAAAGGCCUCUUUGGCGAGGCAUACUUUCUGUAUCAGAAUGUCAAAUUUGGAUUUUUUUUUUUUUUGAGAAGUGCUGCCUGCAUAGUCUACCUAUGGAAUGAAGGAAGGUGAAAGAUGGUCUUGGCUGAUAGAAGGGAAAGGAAACAGGAAAAGUUUCUCAGGCAUUUUGUGAAGCAAAACUAUUGAGGGAUUUCAAACAAACAGGUGUGGGUUUGGGUUUGUUUUUUUUUUAUUUUUUAUUUUUGCCAGGUCAGCACUAAUGGCCUGUUUCAUUGUGAUUCUUGCCUAAGAAGCCAUUCAAUUUCCAGCACACAUCCCCAGAGAUUUAAAAAAAAAGGAAAAUGUUUCAGAACCCUGCUGAUUCAUACAGUAAUUUUGUUUAAAGCACAUAGUAGUUGCAUAAAUAUAAAUAUAUAUAUAUAAAUAUAUUUUUGUUUAUAGCUAACACAAGGCAGGCUCUUGUGACUGUUAAGACUGCAUUUUGUCAUCUGGACAAAGAAAAUGGAUUGCAUUACUGCAUAUUUCCAUUGAGUUGUAAAAUAAUCCUUAAUAUUAGAAUAUUUUUAUGUCCCAUGGGGAAAGUGGUUCAUUCUAUUGCAGUGCCAUACGUUUUCCUGCCUACAUGAGCCACUUUUCCACUCACAUCAACCCUUUCCUUCCCAGAUUAGGUUAAGAAGACAUUAAAAACUCCUUAAAUGAGGCCACCAGUUAUGCUGGCCUGGUUGGACUAAGCGCAAUCCAGAUUGUGAACAUCCCCCUGGGAAAAGGAAUUUUAAACAUUCUUUGAGGAGGAAAAGGGUUAUAUACACUGAACUUCUAAAGUUGAAAUUCAAAUACUGUGUGUAUAAUUCCAUUGCCAUCUUGACUUAUGAACCCUUUACAUUCUGUACAAAGUGAUUCCUGUUAAGGUACGGUGUUCAACAUUUGCAGGUUCAGGUCUCAAGUAGCACAUGUAUAUAUAUUAUAUAUAUACACACACACAUAUAUAUAUAUGUAUGUAUAUAUAUAAUAUAUACAUAUUAUAAGUAGCACCUUACUAACAUUUUAGAAUGUAUAGACAGUGUCUGAAUCCAAUGACUUCAAUCCACUAAUAAAUCAUGAUUCUCUUUAAUAACUGUCUUCAUGAAGUAAACCAGUACUGUUUUUUUUUUGUAUAGCACAGUUUACUUUUUAUUUUUUUUUAAGUUAUCCAACAUGGCAUUUAACCUUUUUUCAUGACUUAUGUAACAGUCAUCUUAAAAAAGUGAGAAGCAAAUUAAAAUGAAGGUUAAGAUGACCACCCUACAGCCAUAUGCCUUCUUAUUUGGUAUGAACUGUUCCAACACAUGCCUUGUGGGGUAGAUUUAGUUAUGUAGCAAUAACCAAAUGACUUGCCAAUUCUACUGGUGCAACUGGUACUCUAAGAAUAUUUAAUGAUCGUGUAGACAACCUCCUUCUGAGAUGAGACGCUCUGCUCUGGUUGCUUUUUACAAUAAAUUUGUCUUCCAAUGGCAGUAAUUGACAAAUAGUUCUGUUAAGCCUAUAUGCAAGUAUGUUUUCCUGUACAUCAAUGGAGGAAAUAGAAGAUAUUCCAAAGUCCAUCAUAGCGUAUCAUCCUUCAGAUGCAUUGUAAGGAUUGAUAAUUCUGUGAAAAUUUUUCACAACUUUAAUCUGAAUUACUUAGUUUGCCUAAAUAUGAAACAUUCAAGACAACCUUAGAGUAGAAACACAUCAGAAUUUGGAGGGGGCUAUCAGGAAGAAGUCCUCUCAGAUCAGAUUGAAGACUUAUUAUAAUUUUGAUAGUAAGAUAACAACCUUAACUGACAUCUUUCCUCUUUCAUGCUUUCUAUUUCAUUGCUUUUUAUUCUAUAUCCCUAUUCUGUGCUUAGAUUCCCCUGCAGAACCAAAAGAAAAUGGUGUCUUAGAGUAUAAAAUGAAAAUUGGACAUUUUCUAUAGAGUGUGAAUGUGUUAAUAACAUGCAUUAAUAACUUGAAUGUGGCACACAUAUCUAAUAGCCAUAGAAAUUACAGCAAAGCAAAACAAAAGAAAAAAACACCAAUGGAGAAAAUUAAGUUGAAAUGUUACUUGAUUAUACUGUGCUACUGUAGUGUAUAGUGAGAGCUGAUGCUGUGGAUCUCCAAUAUGACUAAGGGCUAAUGAGCCUGGCAUAAAUUUGACUGUUGACAUCAAGACUUCUCAAGUGGAUGUUAAACAAUUGUUACUGGACUGCUAUAAAGCCAUAAACUAAUUAUCUAACCCCUUUGGACCUCCUUCCUCAUAAGGAAGAUGGAGAAUAUGACAUUGCCUUGAUUAUUACAAUCGUCAACAUUCACAUUAGAAAAGAUAAAUGUGGGAACUUAACCAAAGUCAGAUACUAAGAUGGAAAAAUAGACAGAUUAGUACCUUUAUAAAUAUUUUUCAUCCCCUUUUCCAUUUCACUAAAUGAAUUGUUACAAUUUAAGCCUUAUAAAUAUUUCCUUUGAGCAGGCAUCAAACAGGACUGACUUACAUACACAACACACAAUGCCUUCUUCCUGGUGGAUAUUAAUUUAAUUGUAUAAUCUUUACAGGAAUGUUGACCUAACAUACUGUACUAGCUAUGUAAAAUCUUAGAUUUUCUCAUUUAUUAUCUAAUCCAACUCCUUCAUUUUAUAACUGAGGAAGAGAAGGCCCAGAAAACGAAAAUGUUCUGCCAUAGUUAGCUACGGCCUAGAACCCAGGCAUUCUGAUUCCCCGAUUCCCUGUAAUUUUCAUUAGAUUUUUGCGAUCUACCAGUUCUGAAGCAGCUAAGGAUAAAUCAAUGGUUUUAUUAAGCAGACAGUUCAUCUCAAGGCCUACUGCAUUUACUUCAUUGUAUUUUCUAUUGUAUCAUGCAGCAACUCUUUCACCAUGUUACUCUAUGAUUUUUUUUUAAAAUGAGUUUAUAUUUUAAAUUAGUCUCCUUGACAAGAUAAUCAGGUAUUGGCGCAUACAGUUACUUAGCUUUUUUUAUCUCAUCAAUCUUUGCAAAUGACUUAAACUUCUUUAAGAAGUGAUCUUGAUUUUAGGCCCUUUAUCCACUCCCCAGCAUUCGCCAUCACAGCAGCUUAAUGAGAUCGUCUCUAUGUUUUUUUAUGAUAAUUCUUGUUCACUCUGACAUCUAUUCCAUCCAUAUAUAUGUCCUGAACAACUAUUGCAAUUGAAUAGUGAACUAAACCCGCAAAAUAAAAGAAGUAGGAUAAUUAGUUGCAUUGCAUUUGGGAAAUUUUGAGGUGUUUUUAAUGACCUUAAGCUUUAAUUUGAAACAAAAAUCCAUCCUUUUAACAUUGAUAUUUGUAUGGCCAUGAAUGUACCUAUGAAUCACGAAAUGCUUCAGUCCCUGAAGGAUUCCUCUAAUGGGUCAUCCAGUGGGCAAAAGUAGAAUUUGUAAUGGGUUCUGAUAGAUUGCAAUAUAUCACUAAUGGAAAAUUCCAUGGGAGUGGGCAUAAAAGAUAACAACAGAAAUAUUUAUGCCCAGAAAAGGAGGUGAGUCAGUCAAAUAAGGAGGAAGAAAAAUAGUUGGACCAUCCAAAUCCCUAAAUAGUAUCUAUGACAUAUGAGGAGGUCUAUUAAAACUUCAGUAUUAUGGGUUGACCCCUGUGCAAAAAUGUAUGGCAGGGCAUGGACUACAUGGCAAGAACUACAAAAGAUAAAAAGGUCUGAGUCAAUUGUGAUCAACAGCUUUGGAAGAAAUACGCAACAGAUUUAUCUAACUACCUAAAAAGUGGUAAUAGACAACCUCCUUGUCUGAAGUAUGUGAGCGUUUAGAGAUUUGAGUAUUGAAAAUAGCACUAUCUGGUGAUGUAAUUUGCUAUAAAACAUAUUUCUUUGUACUAUAAUGCAAGUUAUCCAGAGAUGAUUCUGAAAAAUGACUUGAUUGGGCUUUCCAUUCAGAAAAGUCUGGUCUUAGGGGCAGCUAGGUGGCGCAGCGGAUAGAGCACUGACCCUGAAGUCAGGAAGACCUGAGUUCAAAUGCAGU
Vombatus ursinus (common wombat) is the source of this 7308-nucleotide messenger RNA. RefSeq names its product plexin domain containing 2 (gene PLXDC2). Bases 1011 to 2600 code for a protein of 529 amino acids. Lineage: Eukaryota; Metazoa; Chordata; Mammalia; Diprotodontia; Vombatidae. The record is from RefSeq and is a predicted model, not a curated record. The transcript is spliced from 14 exons.